UGAUUUUGCAUUUCCAGGGGGAGAACUGUUAGUAAACAAAACAGUUCUCUCCCGUCAGCUCCUUCACACUGCUUUGCAUGGCUCUGCAUAGCAGAGCCAUACAAAGCUGUGUGCUUACAGUGAAGCACACAGACAUAGCUCCUAGUAAAAGCACACAGCACACAAUUAACCCUUUGAUCGCCUCAGAUGUUAACCCCUUCCUGCCCAGUGCCAUUAGUACAGUAUCUGUGCUUUUUAUUAGCACUGAUCACUGUAUUGGUGUCACUGGGGAUGUCAGUGACACCAAGUCAGUUCCCCCCAGUGUCAGAAUGUCUGCCGCAGUCCUGCUAUAA
Molecule: messenger RNA, 332 nt
Organism: Staurois parvus
Lineage: Eukaryota; Metazoa; Chordata; Amphibia; Anura; Ranidae
Source: the annotation of a GenBank genome assembly